UGCUACCAGUCGCGAGUCCCCGAGGCCCUGCGCCGGGUGCCUGGCCGAAGGGUCCCCUCUCCGGGCAUCUUUCCCUUGGCGUCGUCGGUGGCCUGGGCCUGGCUCGGUGGGACUGUCUCUGGACGCGCGGAGCAGCUCUGCGCCAACCGUAGACAUGAGUUCGACUCCGGGGCUGCCCACUCCGGGGGCCUCCCUGGCCCUGCGGGUGUCCUUCGUGGACGUGCAUCCCGAGGUGAUCCCGGUGCAGCUGUGGGGACUGGUGGGCCAGCGGCGGGAAGAGUACGUGCGGCUGAGCCAGGAGAUCCAGGAGGCCGCAGCCACGCGCGGCCCGUGGGCUCUGGGUGGGGCCUCGGCAUCGCCGGGAGAGCUGUGCCUGGUGCAGGUGGGGCUCAUGUGGCACCGCUGCCGCGUGGUCAGCCGCCAGGCGCAGGACAGCCGCGUCUUCCUGCUGGAUGAGGGCCGCACCAUCACGGCCGGCGCGGGCUCGCUGGCCCCGGGGCGCAGCGAGUUCUUCCACCUGCCCUCUGAGGUGCUGGGCUGUGUGCUGGCCGGCCUGGUGCCCACGGGCGGCGGUGGCACCGGCGGCGGCGAACCCCAGCACUGGUCCCCUAGCGCUGUGGACUUCCUUAGCAACCUGCAGGGUAAGGAGGUGCACGGACGAGUCCUGGACGUGCUGCUCCUCCAUCGCCUGGUGCUGCUGGAGGUGCCCAUGGUGUCUCAGCAGAUGGAGGAACUGGGCCUGGCCAGGCAGGUGCCCGACAGUCUCUUCUGUUCCCUGCUCAAACGUUACCUGACUGCGACUGGGCUGGGCUGCUCCGGAGCAGCUCCGGUUCUCCCGCGAGCGGCCCCCAAACAAGAGCAUCCUGGGUUGGAUUACUUCUAUCCCCAACUGCAGCUGGGAGUGACGGAGCCUGUGGUCGUAACCCAAGUGUGCCAUCCCCACCGCAUUCACUGCCAGCUCCGGAGCCUCUCGCAGGAGAUCCACCGCCUCUCUGAGAGCAUGGCCCAGGUAUAUCGGGCGUCCACGGGGAUAGAGGAUGAUAGUGCCACCUGGGAGGCGAGGGAGGAGAGCCCAGACAAGCCGGGGUCUCCAUGUGCCUCCUGUGGCUUAGAUGGACAGUGGUACCGGGCUCUCUUGCUUGAGACGUUCAGGCCUCAGCGCUGUGCCCAGGUGCUUCACGUCGAUUAUGGAAGGAAAGAGUUAGUGAGCUGCAGCAGCCUUCGAUACUUGCUGCCUGAGUAUUUUCGAAUGCCCGUGGUGACCUACCCUUGUGCUCUGUAUGGACUCUGGGACUGUGGGAGAGGCUGGUCUCGGUCACAAGUAGGUGAUUUGAAAGCUCUGAUCCUGGGCCAAGCGUUGAAUGCAAAGAUUGAAUUUUACUGUUCUUUUGAGCACAUGUAUUAUGUGACCCUGUACGGGGAAGAUGGAAUUAAUCUCAACAGCGUGUUCGGAGUACAGUCCUGUUGCUUGGCGGACCGAUUUCUUCAGAGCCAGGGGAUAGAGGAGGAAGAGGAGGAGGACGGUGACAUGGAAGUGACAUUUCAGUCUCAGUCCCCGGCUGAGGAGAUGGAGGAGGAAGUUUCCCUCCCGUCCUUAAGGUCCAUCAGCUUGAAGAUGAACGCCUUCUAUGAUGCCCAGGUGGAGUUUGUUAAGAGCCCUUCUGAGUUCUGGAUUCGCCUCAGAAAGCACAAGAACACCUUCAGCAAGCUGCUGAAGAGAAUGUGCAGCUUCUACUCUUCGGCUAGUAAGCUGGACGGUGUUGUUCUGAAACCUGAACCCGAGGACGUCUGCUGUGUCAAGUGGAAAGAGAACGGCUACUACCGCGCCAUGGUCACCCGCUUAGACAGCAAGAGCGUGGAUGUGUUCUUGGUAGACCGGGGCAAUUCCGAGAACGUGGACUGGUGUGACGUCAGGAUGUUGCUGCCUCAGUUCAGGCAGCUACCGAUCCUGGCUCUGAAGUGCUCUCUGGCUGACAUCUGGCCUUUGGGGAAAACUUGGAGCCAGGAAGCAAUUUCAUUUUUUAAAAAGACAGUACUCCACAAAGAAUUAGUGGUCCACAUUCUGGAUAAGCAGGAUCGUCAGUACGUCAUAGAGAUUCUUGAUGAGUCCAGAACAGGGGAGGCAAACAUCAGCAAAGUCAUCGCUCAAGCUGGAUAUGCCAAGUACCAGGAAUUUGAAACAAAAGAAAACGUCAGACUCAGUGCCCACUCCCCGGGGCAUGUGUCAAGUCAUUUUAUGGCAGACACUAGCAAAAUAUCUUCUACCGAGAACGUGGAAGGAGAACAGAAAGACAAUAAAACUGUAUCCCUCUCAGAAGCUUUGGUCGACACAGGAAGCCUUUCGAAUGUUCCCUCCGGACAGAGUGGACAGGACAAAGAGAAGGGAACAACUGAUUCUUCUCUCCUUAGGCUGAAUUCCCUGGAAAGGAAGCCAGACUGCUGCGGUAAAGGAGAGCUGGAAGUGGGCAGUACGAUCGAAGUCAAGGUGUCUCACAUUGAAAACCCUGGCUCCUUCUGGUGUCAGUUGACGGGGGAUGCACAGAAAUUCAGAACUCUGAUGUGCAAUAUUGAAGACUACUGCAAGAGUGAGCCGGCUCCCUAUGAGGGGGACACGCGCGCUUGUCUGGCCAAGCGAACAGCCAGCGGAAGAUGGUCCAGGGCCCUGAUUAGCGGCGCCCAGUCCUUGGAGCACAUCAGAGUGGUAUUUGUAGACUAUGGAGACAAGGAAGUGGUAUCUAUGAAGAACAUACUCUCGGUUAGUGAUGCGUUUCUCAAGGUUAGAGCGCAGGCAUUUCGGUGCAGUCUUUAUAAUUUAAUUCAGCCCACUGGUGACAAUCCGUUUGUUUGGGAUGACAAGGCGGUACAGGCCUUUAGCGGGUUUAUAGAUAACGCUUGGCAGAAUAACUUAGAAUUAAAAUGUACCAUCUUCGCGUUGGCGUCAAGGGAUGAUGAAGAGUGGUUCAGUGUUGUGGACUUGCUAACGCCCUUUCAGAGUGCCUGCCAUUUUUUGGUAGAGAAGAGACUGGCUAGGCCUGUAAAGCUCCAGAAGCCUUUGGAACCCUCUGUUCAGCUACGUUCUUACUACUAUUCUACACAUGACCUGAAAAUCGGAAGUGAAGAAUUGGUGUACGUAACGCAUGUUGAGGACCCUUGGACAUUUUAUUGCCAACUCGCAAGAAAUACAAAUAUUUUAGAACAAUUGUCAUACAACAUUGUGCAGCUAAGUAAAGCCUUGGUGAAUUUAAAAGCAUCCACCUUGAUCCCUGGGACGUUGUGCCUUGCCAAAUAUACUGAUGGAAACUGGUAUAGGGGAAUAAUAAUAGAAAAAGAGCCGUAUAAAGUCUUCUUUGUUGACUUUGGGAACACUUACAUAGCAAGUGAUCAUCUGCUCCCGAUCCCUCGAGAUGCCUACGAUGUUUUACUUUUACCUAUGCAAGCUGUUAAAUGUUCGUUAUCUGACAUUCCUCAUCAUAUGCCAGAAGAAGUUCCAGCGUGGUUUCAGGAGACUGUGUUAGAUAAGUCAUUGAAGGCUUUAGUCGUAGCAAAAGACCCAGAUGGGAGACUGAUUAUAGAGCUCUAUGAUGAAGGUAUCCAAAUUAAUGCUAGUAUUAAUGAGAAGCUAGGGCUCCUUGGUUACAAAAGCAGCACAAGAAAAAAAGACAAGGAGAAUGAAAUAAUCCUCUGCGUGACCAAAACCCUUGAAGAUAAGAAAGAGAACAUGACGUCAUCAUCUACAGAGUAUUUGAGUAAGUCGGGAAAGAGCAAAUCACACAGUGGAAAGAUGAUGGGGGAAUCGUGCAGACCCAAGAUCAGCCCAGCAUGUAAGGAGCUCAAAUAUUCACAGGGCUCGACGAAGGCUAACCUAGUCACAUACCAGGACUCUGUGGGAAACAAGAAUGAUGGAGGGUUUCCAUUAGCCGGAGAAAAAAAAGAAGAUGCGUUUGCCAGCUCACCUGUGAGUGCCACCACACUCGACUCCACCCUUCCUGACAGAAGAAUGGGGGAACCUGGCAGCAAAGAUGAGCCUCCUCCAAAGUUCUGUGAAUUCCCACAAAAGACGAUAGCCCCUGGUUUUAAGACCUCCAUCUAUGUCUCGCAUAUUAAUGACCUUUCAGAUUUUUACAUCCAGCUGAUAGAAGAUGAAGCUGAGAUCAAUGGUCUUUCAGAGAGAUUAAAUGAUGUCAGAACAAGACCCCAGUGUCACACAGGUCCGCCUUGGCAAAGUGGGGAUGUGAUAUGUGCCAUUUUCCCAGAAGAUAACUUAUGGUACCGAGCAGCGGUCCUGGAACAACAACCCAAUGACCUUCUCUCGGUGCAGUUUAUAGAUUAUGGCAACAUGUCUGUGGUCCACACCAGCAGAACAGGUAAGCUUGGCCCCGCCGAGGCCAUGUUACCGACACUGUGCCUCCAUUGCUCCUUAAGGGGGUUUUGGGUACCGGAUGUAGUAAGUUGUAAGGAAAUGGUGGGCUACUUUUCCCAAAGGACGGAUGAGGCUCGGAUAAGAUGUGAAUUUGUUAAAUUCCAAGGCAUCUGGGAAGUGAUUCUCUCGGAUGAGCAUGGAGUCAUCGCUGAAGAUCUGAUUAGCAUGUUUCCAUUCAGUGAAAAAUCCCAAAUGGGGCUUACCACCAUCACAAAAGGGGACUGUUCGAAGUCUGCCAACAAACCCAACAUUGACACUUCCGUGUUUCUUAACUGGUAUAAUCCCAAAAUGAAGUUGAUAAGAGCCUAUGCCACCAUGGUAGACGGACCUGAAUACUUUUGGUGUCAGUUUGCCAAUUCUGAGAAGCUGCAGUAUUUGGAAACGGAGGUUCACAGUGCGGCAAAGCAGCUGGCAGAACUCAGAAGCUGUACUCAGUGUCCCCAAAUCGGAGAUCCGUGUAUCGUGAGGUGCCGAGAAGAUGGACAUUAUUACAGAGCCCUCAUCACGAAUAUAAGUGAAGAUCACCUCGUGUCUGUCCGGCUUGUGGACUUCGGGAACGUGGAGGACUGUGUGGACCCCAAAGCGCUUUGGAGCAUCCCACCUGAACUUCUGUCGGUCCCCAUGCAAGCAUUCCCAUGCUGCCUUUCUGGAUUCAAUGUCUCUGGCAGUACAUGCCCCCGAGAGGGAAAAAAUUACUUUUAUGAGAUAGUUACACAAGGUGUAUUGGAAAUAACAAUAUUGGACAUCAGAAGGGACGUUUGUGACAUCCCCUUAGCAGUUGUGGAGCUGAGAAGCAAAGGCAAGAGCCUCAGUGAGAAGAUGAGGAAAUAUGCUAAGAUGGGCGCUCCCAAGAGUGACCUGUACUAUGAGAAGCCUGGCGCGGAGAGGAAGGGAGGCCUCGGGCCCACCAGUCCCGACCUGGGCCUCAAGAAACCAAGUCAUAAAAUGGCACAAGAGAAGCCCUUGUAUGUGGAAUCCCGGGCAGAUGAGCUCUCGGAGAGUCUUGAAAAAGAUUUAAACAUUGUAACCAAGUCAAGCAAAUUAUACGAACCUAGCACCCGGAACAUUUUUGAAGCUGUGGAGAACUCCCGCAAAGGUAAAAUGGGUCCCGAGAGGCUGGAAGGUACCGUGGAUUACCCUUUUGUGGACAGAGCCAAGUUUGAGGAUAACUGCCUCAUUGCAGGGUUUAACCCAAUAAUGUCCCAUGCUAGUGAGCCGAAAGAGUUACUGGAACUGAAUUCACUAGAGAUCCCACUCUCCCCCGAUGACGAUGACGAAUGCAAAGAAUUCUUGGAACUGGAAUCCAUUGAGUUGCAGCACUCCCCUGUCGGGGAGGAAGAGAAAGAGGAGCUGGGACUGGGGCCUCCCCUGGCUCCCCUGUCCCCAGGCAGUGAGGCCGGGGCCGCCCUGGAGCCCUUUAUGGUGCAGCUUCCCCUGGACUGCGAGGCCGAGAAGCCGCUGGACAUCGAACUCCCCACGCCCCAGCUGUCUCUGGAGGACAGUCUGAGUCCUCUGUCGGCCACGGUCAGUUCGAACAGCCCCGAGGCCCGGUGUGCCGAGGAGGAGGGGAGAAAGUCGAGCUGUGAGGUCUCCUCUGAUGAUGGCCACAGCAUGUCACCACUCCUCCACCACGGGAAGAGCGGAGAUUCCCCCACACCUGACGACAUGAACCUGUUUGAAGAGGAGUUUCCACGCUUUGAGAACAGAGAUGACACUGCCUCCUUGGCACCUUUGUUCUCCGAGGAGGAAGCCAGAGACGGAAGGAAGUGUGAGAGCGCUGUACCAGCAGUCCAGCUCCAGAACACCUACACUCUGAAAGGCUUCUCUGUUGGAUCGAAAUGUGUUGUGUGGUCAAGCCUAAGGAACACGUGGUCUAAGUGUGAGAUUCUGGAAGUAACCGAAGAAGGAACAAGGGUUUUGAACCUUUCAAAUGGUGUAGAGGAGACAGUAAGCCCCGAGAAUGUCUGGAAUGGUAUCCCCAAGGUAGAUAAGAACCCCUCUGAGGCUGGGUUCCAAACCGUGGGAAAGGACCUUCCCUUCAUGUCUUCGGAUGACACCACUGUCAAAGAGGAGGAAUGUGGAGGUGAUGCUGAUUCGACUCUGCAUGUAUCGACACGGCCAGUCAGAGGCUGCCUUUCACAAGCCACGUGGUCCCCAGACCAAACUCAAAGCUUGUGACCACUGGAAGUUGUCCUUAGGGGGGGACACAGAUCUGUGACGGAAACAACAGAUCUCAGGUUGACAAAGCAGCCUGUGUACUGCGGUUUAGAGGUAUCUGGGCUUGUCUUUCGGCCUGUAGUCUUCUUGUGUUUCUUCUCAGCCAGGAUAAUUUAUUUUGCUAAACAAUUUGCUAACGCAUUACUAUAUUCAUAAAAAAGGUAUCUUUUCAAUAUAUUGUUUAUAUUCAAAUAGAAAACCCUAGGUUCACAAUGGGUGUGACAGGGUGCUACAGGGCGGCACAGCUCUGUUAGCAAGAUUUUCAGAACCGCUGUUUUGAUUUUGGAGCUUUGCCUCACCAGUCUACUUAGUAGGUAGCUGCUGUUCUGUUUGAACUUGGAAAUACACAAACACAACACACGAUUUGAAUAAAGGUUAUCCUGCA
Messenger RNA from Peromyscus eremicus (cactus mouse), 7022 nucleotides. RefSeq names its product tudor domain containing 6 (gene Tdrd6). The record is from RefSeq and is a predicted model, not a curated record. Lineage: Eukaryota; Metazoa; Chordata; Mammalia; Rodentia; Cricetidae. Gene Ontology annotation, biological process: spermatogenesis. The coding region runs from base 155 to 6598 and encodes 2147 amino acids. The transcript has 5 exons.